UAAGACAUAACCUCAAAACUUAAUCGCUCCGCAAUGACGGGAACACGCGUUCUUGCUUGUGGACGAUAAUUCACAUAGGACGGACGGCAUGGUGGAUCCGUGAUAAAUCGUGAAUACGCACGUGUCGACCAUCAUCAGAGAAUGAUGGCCGACCUGGAUUACGCGCGUCAGUAUAUUAGCCUGCAGCUCAACGAGGCGGUCUGCUGGUGGUGGUAUUACAUCAGGGAGAUCUCGUGGCAGGUGGUGAUCGCCCUGCUAGCGUAUCUCUGCGUCUGCGUCUUCCUCUAUGCGAUCCUCAAGAGAGUGGGCCACGUCGCCUGGCAAUUACCGGGUCCACCCGCCAGGCUCCUCCUGGUCACCGCUCAUCCGGACGACGAGGUGAUGUUCUUCGGACCGCUGGUCUACUGGCUAGCGCGCUCCAAGGCCAGCGAGAUCUACCUGUUGUGCUUAUCUAUGGGUGGAGACAAAAGAAGGAUAGACGAGCUGUGGGAAUGUACAAAGGUGUUGGGCAUCCCAGAGGCUAAUGUAACGAUUAUUAUGAGUAGCGAGUUACCAGAUGAUCAAAGCGUACAAUGGCCAGUAGAUACAGUUGCAGAGAGUAUCUUACAAUAUAUAGAAAUAUACAAAAUUAAUGCUGUCGUGACAUUUGAUAAAUACGGAGUCAGCCGCCAUAAGAAUCAUAUCUCUUUGUACUUUGCAAUCGCCUCAUUGUGCAUAGAGAAAAAAGUACCUCCUUAUUGUAAACUGUAUGUGUUAGAGUCUGUUAAUAUAAUCAGGAAAUACAUUCAACUCUUAGAUUUACCUAUCAGUCUACUCUCAGCCUCGUAUUGGUAUCUGGUGACGUACGAACAAAAACGUAUAAUCAAAAGUGCUAUGGCUGCACACAAAUCCCAGUAUGUCUGGUUUCGAAAGUUGUACAUGAUCUUUUCACGAUACACGUUCAUUAAUACCCUCCAAGAAGUCAGUGCCCUCGAUCUGGAGCUGGAUCUCCAGUUUGAUGAGGAUUGAACAUUACGCAAAGAAGAUAGAAUUGUAUAAAAUAUGUAAUUAAUGAUCACUGUACAUACUUUGUCUACCAAUGAAUUACAUUACUGUACAUUACAUAAAAUGAAAAUUACAUACCAAAGCUA
Messenger RNA from Formica exsecta, 1130 nucleotides. RefSeq names its product N-acetylglucosaminyl-phosphatidylinositol de-N-acetylase (gene PIG-L). The record is from RefSeq and is a predicted model, not a curated record. The transcript has 5 exons. Gene Ontology annotation, cellular component: endoplasmic reticulum. Gene Ontology annotation, molecular function: N-acetylglucosaminylphosphatidylinositol deacetylase activity. The coding region runs from base 142 to 1008 and encodes 288 amino acids. Lineage: Eukaryota; Metazoa; Arthropoda; Insecta; Hymenoptera; Formicidae. Gene Ontology annotation, biological process: GPI anchor biosynthetic process.